Molecule: messenger RNA, 606 nt
Organism: Brenthis ino (lesser marbled fritillary)
Lineage: Eukaryota; Metazoa; Arthropoda; Insecta; Lepidoptera; Nymphalidae
Source: the annotation of a GenBank genome assembly
AUGGGUGGAAAAAGAGUGUGUGAAGUGUGUGGUAUUAAUGAAAGCCGCAGGGGUGGAUUUUUCGGUAGUUUUCCAUUGGAUGAGAACCGUUGUCGAGCUUUGGUCAUGUUAGUUGGUAAAAAAGAUCUUGUGUUUCUACCAAUAGAGAAACUUCACAAGUUGCGCAGUGUAUGUGGGGAUCACUUUGAAAAAAGAGAUUUUAAUAAAAAAGGGAACCGACUUAAAAAAAGGGCAUACCCCAAGUUGAAUUUGUUGGCAGCACCAUUGCCUGAUGAAGUGUUAAGAGAGUUCCCUUUUCAUGUUGCAAGCAAAACUGCCCCUCUGCACUCUGGCACAAGCAAACAGCAAAAUGCAACAGUAGAUGAACACAUUUUAAAUGGAUCCAAUGAGAUUCCACUAGAAGUUAAGGAGUUGUGCGCAGUUAGUUUCCUGGCUACAGGGUCCUAUCAACGAAUUGUUGGUAUUACUCACAAUCUUCCUCAACGCACAACUAGUCGCUGCAUCCGACAAGUAGUGGAUGCUUUGAACCACCCCGCUAUUAUGGCAAAAUGGAUUGUGUUUCCGAAAACAAGGCAAGACAGAGGAUGUAAAACAAGAGUUUCAGAG